AGUCGACCUGCAGCUACGUCAUCAUAAACAGGAUGGGUUAAAUUCCGCCUAUUCACAAACGUCAUGCAUUCGUUAUACAUGCAUGCAUGCGCCGAAAACGUGCCAUCAAACAGCAAGUGCACAGUUGCCCAGUGGGACAGUUGGGUCUCAGCACCUCCAGCGGCUCCAUCAAAUCCACAAGACAACCACACAGUCAACCAGCCAUGAGCAAGUCGUACUCUUCCUCUGCCCAGAGUGCCUCCUCAUACCGUCGCACCUUCGGCUCUGGCAUCGGGGCAUCACCCAUGUCCUCCCUCUUCUCCUCUGGAGGAGGUGGCCGCAGCGCCUCUUCAAGCCACAUGUCUUCCCGAGUGUAUGAGGUCAAGAGUGCUGGUAUUCCUUCCUAUUCCUACCGGGUGUCAUCUGGUGCUGGGGGAGCAGGGUAUGGCUCCUCUGCAGCAGUGCGCACCUAUGCUGGCGAGAAACUCGACUUCAACCUGGCCGAUGCCAUGAACCAGGACUUCCUCAACACAAGGACCAAUGAGAAGGCCGAGCUUCAGCACCUCAACGACCGCUUUGCCACCUACAUUGAGAAGGUGCGUUUCCUGGAGCAGCAGAAUGCAGCACUGACGGUGGAGAUUGAGAAGCUGAGGGGCCGCGAGGGGCCAGGGCGCGUGGCUGAGAUGUAUGAGGAGGAAAUGAGGGAGCUGAGGAGGCAAAUAGAGGCGCUCUCCAACCAGCGCGCCCGAGUGGAGGUGGAACGAGACAACUUGGCUGAUGACUUGCAGAAAAUUAAGCUCAGACUGCAGGAGGAGAUUCAUCAGAAGGAAGAGGCUGAGAACAACCUUUCUGCUUUCAGAGCUGAUGUUGACAAUGCCACCCUGGCCAGGCUGGACCUGGAGAGACGCAUUGAGAGUUUGCAAGAGGAGAUUGCCUUCCUCAAGAAGAUCCAUGAAGAGGAGAUCCGUGAGCUGCAGAGCCAGAUGCAGGACACUCAGGUGCAGAUCCAGAUGGACAUGUCCAAACCCGACCUGACUGCUGCUCUGAGGGACAUCCGCAUGCAGUACGAGGGCAUUGCCGCCAAGAACAUCGCGGAGGCUGAAGAAUGGUACAAGUCUAAGGUGUCUGAUCUGAACCAGGCUGUGAAUAAGAACAACGAUUCACUGCGUCAGGCCAAACAGGAGAGCAUGGAGUACAGACACCAGAUCCAGUCCUACACCUGUGAGAUCGACUCACUCAAGGGCACUAAUGAGUCUCUGUUGCGCCAGAUGAGAGACAUGGAGGAUCGCAUGACCCGGGAAGCUUCUGGUUACCAGGAUACCAUUUCACGGCUGGAGGAAGAGAUUGCUAAGAUGAAGGAUGAUAUGGCUCGUCAUCUGAGAGAAUACCAGGACCUUCUCAAUGUGAAGAUGGCCCUUGAUAUUGAAAUCGCCACCUACCGCAAGCUGCUGGAGGGAGAGGAGAGCAGGAUCACCACCACGGUGCCCAUCCAGUCUGCUUAUUCCUCCAUUGGAUUUAGAGAGACCAGUCCUGAGUCCCAGCAUCAGCGCUCCUCAGAGGUCCACUCCAAGAAGACUGUUCUCAUCAAGACCAUCGAGACCCGUGAUGGAGAGGUUGUCAGCGAGUCCACACAGCAUCAGCAAGACAUCAUGUAAACCGGAACAGUUUAGAAUAAGAAACACUAUAUGUAAUAAAAUAAUUUUAAAAAAUAGUACAACAAAUUAACAUUUUCCUACCACUACUAUGACGGUCUAUAAGCCGAGCCUAUUUUCAGAAACAGAAUGCUGACCAUUUCAUCUGAUUUACAUGGAAAAACAUAUGAGUGCAACCAGUAUACAUCUUUCAACAGUGUACUGAAUACAUCAUAAACAGGAUAGAUAAUAGAGGCACAACGUACUACCUUUAGCCUGGUUUUAAAUAAAGGUCAUUCCAGGAAUUAUGCUUUAUUCGUGUUACUGUCCUUCUCUCAAAAGCACCUGAAUUUGUCAUAUCUUGUCUGCAAAAACAAUGAGAUGGCUAGAGUAGAGUUUCAAAUUAACAACAAGGCUUUGUGUAGCUGUAUUGGCCCAGUAUCCACAGGGACAUUUGCAAAGUGCAAGACAGAUCAAUGGGCCUGAACCACCAUGGACAAAAGUAACAUUGUAAUGGUAAUUUUCACUGCACACAUUCAACGUCUUUCUGUGCAAAUGUACAAGUAAAUUACUUGAUUAAGAAGGGGGUUUAUUUGUGUAACUGAUGGGGGAAGUGAGAUGCUGGUCUUAGGCUUGAGAAAUGUCAGAAGCUAAAACAUCUAAAGAAAAAGGAACUCAGCUUUGUUUAAAGUUUGAGCUCAAUAGCAUGUGCUAGGUAUUUGACUGUAUGCAUAUGGGUGACCAUGUUGUGCUGCU
Messenger RNA from Micropterus dolomieu (smallmouth bass), 2366 nucleotides. RefSeq names its product desmin-like. Gene Ontology annotation, biological process: skeletal muscle organ development. The coding region runs from base 87 to 1634 and encodes 515 amino acids. The record is from RefSeq and is a predicted model, not a curated record. The transcript is spliced from 11 exons. Gene Ontology annotation, cellular component: sarcolemma; Z disc; intermediate filament. Lineage: Eukaryota; Metazoa; Chordata; Actinopteri; Centrarchiformes; Centrarchidae.